AAGCUCUUUCAAUUCAGGGUUUAAUAGAGUGUUGCAAGAAAAACUUUGACGCUGAUCUGUAAAAAAUAUCAAUGAAUGCAAUCGAUUUUGGUUAUCUCUCAGACUCCUGUCAGAUCUUGUUGAUCAUUACACAGUCAAGGCAUUAGUAUAUAUGUGAUGGAGCUUUAAACAGGAUUCUCAGAAGAGAUGACUAAAGAUGGAAAAGGGUCUGCGACUAUCCGCAGACGUAAAAUAAAACACAGUCAGGAUGAUUUAAACAAAGCCCGCACAAGUUGCCCAAGCUCACCAAUCACAUCUGACGAUGAACAACAGCAUGAGGUGGACGAAGAAGAAGAGGGCUAUUUGUUUGAGGAUGAGAUUCUUGGUCCAUCUGUAGUGAAGAAGAUUAUGUCAUCAGAAAAGACAAUACUUUUGGGAUUGCUGGCCUUCAGAAUAUCCAAUGCUCUGCUCAUCCAAACGUCUUUUGUUCCUGAUGAAUAUUGGCAGUCACUUGAAGUUGCACAUAAUAUGUCAUUUGGGUAUGGUUAUUUAACGUGGGAAUGGAAACAUGGAUUAAGGGGAUACCUAUAUCCCUUUGUAUUUUCUUCUCUUUAUAAAUUCCUGUACAUAUUUGGACUAGAUUCCAGAAUAUUGUUGAUUAAACUUCCCAGAAUUCUUCAAGGAGUGUUUGCCGCUUUUGGUGACCUUUACCUUUUUAAGUUGUCAUGGAAACUAACAGAUCGAGCUACAGCACAGUGGUCACUAUUCUGUCAGGUGACUUCUUGGUUCAUGUUCUACUGUAUUACCAGAACUCUAACAAACUCCAUGGAAACAGUCCUAGUUACUGUAGCACUGUAUUAUUAUCCCUGGCCAAAGUGUAAAAGUACAUCAUUGACAAAGUUUUUAGUAUUUGCAUCCUUAUCAGUUCUAGUCCGACCAACAGCAGCCAUCAUUUGGUUAUUAAUGUGUUCUUGGCAUCUACAACAAUCAUCUCACAACAUAUUCAAAAUUCUUAAACACUAUUUUUUCAUUGGUUCUGUCAUGUUGGUAUUUAGCUGUAUCAUUGACCGUUGGUAUUAUGGAGACUGGAUUUUAGUGCAAUACAACUUCAUAGAAUUCAAUGUCCUUAAAGGAGGAGGUUCAUUUUACGGGACACACCCCUGGCAUUGGUACAUCACACAAGGUUAUCCUGUCAUUAUGACCAGUCAUCUAUUUCCUUUUGUAAUGGGGGCAUGGAAGGCCAGAAAUAAAGUUCUCUUAUUUCUCAUUGUUUGGACGAUAUUUUUCUACAGCUUCUUAUCACACAAGGAGUUCAGAUUCCUACUACCUGCAUUACCAAUGUCCAUGCAUUAUUGUGGAGUAUACUUCAACAGUUUAUGCAGAAAACCAAGAAUUAAAAAGAAAAAGCUAAAGAAACGGUCUGAAAGUAAACAAACAAAAACUACAAGUAGCUCAGACAGUCUAGUCAGCAGUGAUAAUUCCACUACACCCAUCAUACACCAGUCAACAGGAACUGUUCAUGUCAUUGAUGGUGCAAUUGAUGAAUCACAGGAAGUAGAUGGUGCUGCUGAAGUCACUGACACCACACAAUCUUCUAGUCCAUCCUCCAAAUCACCAAGUGAAGAUCCGUUUGAAAAACAACAAAGAAAACACAAACAUAAUUUGACAGUAGCUAAAUAUUUAGUGUUCAUAUUAAUUGGACUAAAUUUGAUACCUGCCAUGUAUUUUGGAGUGUUGCACCAAAGGGGGACGACUGUUGUUAUGAAGUACUUGUAUGAUGAAAGCCUAGAGAAGGAUAUGGAUGUUUUAUUUUUAAUGCCAUGCCAUUCCACACCUUAUUACAGUUACCUACAUCAGAACAUUACCAUGAGAUUUCUCACAUGUGAACCCAACCUGAAACAGGAAGAAGACUACAUAGACGAAGCGGACAUAUUUUACGAAGAUCCAGAAGAUUGGCUAAAAAUAGAAUAUAAGCAGCAGAAGAGACAAUUACCAAGCCAUCUUGUUUAUUUUAAUACUCUACAGUUUGAUAUUUCUUUAUUUUUAUCUCAGAGUGGGUACAGACAGUGUGGCAAGUUUUUCCACACACAUUUACCCGAGGGUAGAACAGGCAGCCAUGUUAUCGUUAGUUGUAGAUGAUAACUGUUUUCACGUGUUAUAUUUUUAUCAAUUUUUAUCAAUCGGGACCAUUUUUUAAUUGCAUAUCACUGAAUAGCUUAUUGGUUUUGUAUAGCACACAAAUUCUUUAAAAUUAUUGAGACCCCCUCCAAAAGAAAGAUAUAGAUGUUGAAUAUGACACUUUUUCAGUAGAAAUUACUUAUCAGAUUAAGGAAAAAAACUGUGAAAAAUGUUAUAAGUGUAGACAACUGCAAUUAAAGUUAUCACUUUCAAAUUUUAUUAGUAAAAGACUAUAAAAUAGUUAAGAAACUUUUCAUUUUCAAUUUUUUCUAAGACAUGUUCUUGUAUUAAAUAUCUUUAAGGAUUAUGGUAUUUGUCCCAAAAAGCGUGUAGAACAUUUUAAAUGAACAUAUUUUGUUUUUACAUAACAUGUUAUUUUUGUAAUUAUGGCGUGGAGACUUACAAUAUUCUAUGCAGAAAAAAAUCAUCUUGCUGCUGAUGUUUCUAUUUUUGAUAAAAUAUUUUUUGAUCAUUAUCAUGAUAUAAGCUGUGUUAGAUAGAAAUGGACAUUAUGCAAUUGAAUAUCAACAUACAAUGUGCCUGUUAAUUCAUUUCGGGUUGGAAAAUAUCUCCACAGAAAAGCUGUAACUGUUCGAAAAAUUGCAUUUUUAUAAAAAAAAAAACUACAACAAAGACCAAAAUUCUUCUUCAUUUAUUGUAUUUGAAUGUUCCAAAAUUAAUCAAAGUAGUUAACAAGAACAUGUAUAUGUGCACUUGCAUAAGGUUGGUUUCUAUCUGACCAAGCUCAUAUAAAAAUAACAAUAUCCGUCCUAGAAAUAAUUAUGUGAUACCUCUGUUUGAAAUACAGUUUAGAAGUGGUAGUUGAUGUUUGAUGCAUUUUGGGUGAAUUUUGAUGUAUGUGAGAAUUUAGAGAUAGCAACUCAAGUAUAUAUAUUAUUUUCCAUUCAGAGUUAAGUCCCUUGCAAUAUUUUUUUAAAAUGUCAAAAUGUUGUUUUUUACACUGUUGUGUCCAUUGAUCAUGUAAGAUUUGAAAAUGAGAUUUAAGAAGAACUUUUGAAUUGGUAAUCCUUUAGGUGUAAUACAUGUACCACCAAAUCAUAGUAUGUCACAUCAGGUUGCAUAUGAAAAAGGGUUGAAAAAAAUAUUCCCUUGAAUUGAUUGGUAAAUUCCAGUGAG
Molecule: messenger RNA, 3294 nt
Organism: Mytilus trossulus (common blue mussel)
Lineage: Eukaryota; Metazoa; Mollusca; Bivalvia; Mytilida; Mytilidae
Product: GPI mannosyltransferase 3-like
Exons: 8
Coding region: 187-2118 (643 amino acids)
Biological process (GO): GPI anchor biosynthetic process
Cellular component (GO): endoplasmic reticulum membrane
Molecular function (GO): alpha-1,2-mannosyltransferase activity
Source: RefSeq, a predicted model, not a curated record